AUGUACAAUGGCUCAAAUGUACUUCCAAUUGCGCGAUUUCUUCAUUACACACAUAUGAAGCAGGCAUUUCGAUCAGCGGUGGCAAAAUCCGAAUUUGCUUCGCGUAGUAUUUUAAGUCCAUUACUUCCAGAAGCAGCAAUAUUGUAUCUGAACGAAUAUGGACCGGAAAAAUUUGCUCAAACAUUUUUGGGUGAAUAUGACAAUCCCGAGAUAAUUUGGAACAAUGAAAUGAGGUGA
This is a messenger RNA of Gongylonema pulchrum, 237 nucleotides long. The record is from the annotation of a GenBank genome assembly. NCBI's taxonomy places the organism in Eukaryota, Metazoa, Nematoda, Chromadorea, Rhabditida, Gongylonematidae.